GCAAGUUUCGGAAUAUCUUUGCACUUUAUUUCAUGAAUGUUAGUCUGUGACGUCACGUGUGUAGUUCAGGCUCAGCUGUUCGUCUAAAUUUCCCCCGCCGUCACACUCUGUCUUUGCCUGCGAUUGAGAGACAGCAAGAGCAAGAGACGACGAAGUCCAGCAGCGGCAUGUCCUUGUGCGAGAUCACGCCCACCCUGUUCCUGGGCGGGGCGGACGCCGCCCUGAAUGGUGCCAUGGUGACACGAAAAGGCAUCACCCUGAUGGUCAACGCCACGCUAAACCACCCUUGCCCCGUCUACCCGGGCGUGCAAUUCCUGCGGGUGCCGGUCCGCGACCUGCCAGACGCUCGCCUGGGGGACCACUUUGAUCCGGUGGGCCGGCGUAUCCACAGCAACCGCACGGGAGGCACCCUGGUGUACUGUGCUGCGGGCAGGAGCCGCUCUCCCGCCCUGAUCAUGGCCUACCUCAUGAGGUACCGCGGGGUCACCCUGCGCCAGGCCCACCUGUGGGUGCGCAACAGCCGACCCUGCGUCAGCAUUAACAUCGGAUUCUGGGAGCAGCUGCUUAGCUAUGAGAGGCGACUGUACGGGGACAACACGGUCAGGAUAGAGCCCACGCUGCCCGUCGCUGAAACCCGUUUGCCUUCCGCCUUGUCGCGCUACAGGUGGUCGGACAAGUCGCACCAGCAGUCGCCUGUGGUGACGUCACAACACCGGUCACCCAGGUGGCCCGUCGGGACUUCGCGGCACAAAUUGACGAGCAAAUUGCUCGGGUUGCAGUUUGUGACGUCACUUGAGCGACUGAACAAGUCACCUGGCUAGACGUCACUUGCCCCGCCUCCUCCAUGACUUGGUGAAGGUGGCGAAGUUUUCUAAAAUCUUGUUCUUGCACACUUUUAGUCAUUUUAGUAAGAUAAUUUUGAUUUCUUUACUUUGCCUUUAAAUCUGCUU
This is a messenger RNA of Hippocampus comes (tiger tail seahorse), 950 nucleotides long. RefSeq names its product dual specificity protein phosphatase 18. Gene Ontology annotation, biological process: protein dephosphorylation. Lineage: Eukaryota; Metazoa; Chordata; Actinopteri; Syngnathiformes; Syngnathidae. Gene Ontology annotation, molecular function: MAP kinase tyrosine/serine/threonine phosphatase activity. The record is from RefSeq and is a predicted model, not a curated record. The transcript is spliced from 2 exons. Gene Ontology annotation, cellular component: cytoplasm. The coding region runs from base 168 to 821 and encodes 217 amino acids.